Molecule: messenger RNA, 1710 nt
Organism: Penicillium chermesinum
Lineage: Eukaryota; Fungi; Ascomycota; Eurotiomycetes; Eurotiales; Aspergillaceae
Product: epsin
Exons: 3
Coding region: 1-1710 (569 amino acids)
Biological process (GO): actin filament organization; endocytosis
Cellular component (GO): endosome; plasma membrane; clathrin vesicle coat
Molecular function (GO): clathrin binding; phospholipid binding
Source: RefSeq, a predicted model, not a curated record
AUGUCUAAGGUUGUGCGCAGCGUCAAGAACGUCACAAAGGGAUACUCCUCGGUGCAGGUCAAGGUUCGAAAUGCUACCAGCAACGAUCCAUGGGGCCCGACGGGCACUGAUAUGUCCGAAAUUGCCGCUAUGACUUUCGGAAGCCCGAAUGAAUUCUACGAGAUCAUGGACAUGAUCGACAAGCGACUCAAUGACAAGGGAAAGAACUGGCGACACGUUCUGAAGUCGUUAAAGGUCUUAGACUACUGUCUCCACGAGGGCUCAGAAUUGGUGGUGACUUGGGCGCGAAAGAAUGUCUACAUCAUCAAGACCUUGCGCGAAUUCCAAUACAUCGAUGAAGAAGGACGGGAUGUUGGCCAGAAUGUGCGCGUUGCGGCGAAGGAAUUGACUGCGUUGAUUCUGGAUGAGGAUCGUCUUCGGAGCGAACGAUCCGAUCGCAAGCUUUGGAAGACUCGAGUGCAUGGUCUGGACGAAGGCCAUGGCGGCGGAUACGGUGGGGGCUACGGAAACGAGCCUCCUCCUCGCCGACGACACGCACCCCAGGGUGACGAGGACGACACCGAGUACCGACUAGCCAUUGAGGCUAGCAAGGCUGAAGCUGAGGAGGAGCGCCGACGUCGGGCCAAGAAAGAGACCGACGUCGAUGAUGCAGAUCUUGCCAAGGCCAUCAAGCUGAGUCGGGAGGAAGAAGAGUUGCGGAGACGCGAGUUAGAAGAAAGCAACGCCCAUGCGCUCUUUGACGAUACACCUGCUGAAGUUCAGCCGACUGGUUUCAACCAGGGCUAUCAGCAGCAGGGUGCCGUCGACUGGUUUGGCAACCCGAUCCACGCUCAGCAGCCAAUGACGACCGGUUUCCUAAACAAUCAAUACGCCCAACCCACUGGAUUCCAGCCCCAGGCUACGGGCAUGAAUCCCUACCAAAAUGGUUUCCAACAGCCUUCUGCCUUCGACCAAAACCCUUACGGCCAGCCUCAAGGAGGACUCCAUCCUCAACAAGCCGCUUUCAGCACGAACAACCCAUACGGCGCAAACGAUGCCUUCGCCCAGCAAGGCCAGCAACAACCUCAGCAACAGCCCCAUGAAAAUUACCAGUCCGCUGGAAGCAACAACCCAUGGUCUUCGAACCAGCCGGCCGCUGCGAUUAAACCCAUGCCCACUGGCUCCAACAACCCAUUUGCCCAGCGUACCCAAUCUCAUUUCACCGCUCCGCCAAAGACAGGCCCACCAUCUCUUAACACCCUGGCAGAGGACCGCGCAACAAAUCAAUUCAACAACCAAUACAGUCAGACUUCCAGCCAAUUCUCCCAAGCGAACCAGCACCAAUUUAGCCAACCCAGCCAGCCAAAUCCCAUUGCCAACUUCCAGCCUCCUCAGCCCCCAAAGAGCACCCCACCUCAGACAUCAGACCCUCACCAUGCUCGCUUGAACGCACUUCUUGCUUCCGGAGAGGGCCAAGAUACCUUUGGAAACGUCGGAGAGCUCCGUAUUCCAGCCCAGCACACUGCCCCAGGUACUUUCGUCAACUCCGCCGGUCAGGGUCUGGACCGUCUCCAUGCUGCCCACACGGGCAACAACCCCUUCUUCACUCAGCAGUACACUGGGGUGCCCCAGCAGACUGGCUUCGUUCAGCAGCACCAGCACCCCGCCAACAACCCCUGGGGAGCGUCCCAGCAGCAGCAACAGAAUGGCGGCAGCUUGAUCGAUCUGUAG